Molecule: messenger RNA, 739 nt
Organism: Salvia hispanica
Lineage: Eukaryota; Viridiplantae; Streptophyta; Magnoliopsida; Lamiales; Lamiaceae
Source: RefSeq, a predicted model, not a curated record
UUUGUAGUGGUGAGCAACACACUUUUCGCAUUUAAUCAGCAGCUCAAUCAGAUCGUUUUCCCAAAAUCCAAAAAAACCACAAUCAGAAAUUCAAAAUCAGAUCAAAGCCAAUCGCAAAAAUGGGGCUAAGCGACGAGCAGGUAGCAUCGAUGAAGGAGGCGUUCAACCUCUUCGACGCCGACAGCGACGGCAAAAUCGCGGCGUCGGAGCUCGGGAUCCUGAUGCGCUCCCUCGGCGGCAAUCCGACGCAGGCGCAGCUGAAAUCGGUGAUCGCGGAGGAGAAGCUGACGGCGCCGUUCGAUUUCCAGAGGUUCCUCGACCUGAUGGCGAAGCACCUCAAGGCGGAGCCGUUCGACAAGCAGCUCCGCGACGCGUUCCAGGUGCUCGACAAGGAGGGCACCGGAUUCGUGGUGGUGAAGGAGCUGCGGCACAUCCUCACCAACAUCGGCGAGAAACUGGAGCCGGCGGAGUUCGACGAGUGGAUCCGGGAGGUCGACGUCGGAUCCGAUGGCAAGAUCAAAUACGACGAUUUCAUCGCGCGAAUGCUCGCCAAAUGAGGAAGGUGAGCGAAAUGGUGGUUCGUUUUAUAUCUAUAUUUGAAGAUGUGAAUUUUUUUAUUUAGUUAUUGAUUUUACAUGAUUUAGAAGUUCUUUGCUACAUCAGUUUGUGACGUUGUUUCAUUUCAUCACCUAGUCCUAAGAUAAUCAGAUCGAUUGAUGAAUAUUUUUAACUGUUCUCA